Messenger RNA from Prorocentrum cordatum, 651 nucleotides. The record is from the annotation of a GenBank genome assembly. NCBI's taxonomy places the organism in Eukaryota, Dinophyceae, Prorocentrales, Prorocentraceae.
AUGCGGGAAGCAAAGUUGCAGCCCAACGUCAUCAGCUACAGCGCUGGGAUCAGCGCGUGCAGAGACGCCGAGCAGUGGCAGCAUGCCCUGUCGCUGUUCAACGACAUGCGUCAGGACAACUGGGAGCCCAACGUGUUAAGCUACAGUGCUGGGAUCAGCUCGUUCGAGAAAUGUGGGCAAUGGCAGCGGGCUCUGGCGCUGCUCGACGAGAUGCAGGAGGCGAGCCAUGAGCCCGACGUCACCUGCUUCAACGCAGUGAUCAGCGUGUGCGACAAAGGCUGGCAAUGGCAGCGGGCUCUGGGGCUGCUUUGCGAUAUGUCGGAGGCGAAGCUGGAGCCUAACGUCAUCAGCUACAGCGCUGUGAUCAGCGCGAGCGAGAAAGGCGGUCGGUGGCAACUGGCGGUAUCGCUGAUGAGGGAGAUGCGGGAGGUGAGGAUUGAGCCAAACGAGAUCAGCUACAGUGCCGGGAUGUGCGCCUGCUGGAGAGGUGGGCGGUGGCAGUGGGCUCAGUCGUUGUUCAGCGAGAUGUCCGAGGCGAAGGUGGAAGCCAGCGUCGUCUCUUCUCCCCCGUGGACGUCUCUGGAGGCCAGGUCCGAGACGGAUCAGAUGCGUCCGAAAACUUCCAUUUUGGAGCCUCAGCCCUGGGACCUC